AUGCGUUUCUCGUUCCUGCCAUCGCUGCUGCUCAUUGGAGCUAGCGCUGUCUCCGCUGCCUCGUCCUGGGGCUUUGAGGAGGCCACGCUGACUGUCACCUCAAAGGGCUCAGGCGUCGGCAGCGGCCUGAAGGAGAAGUUUGGCCCUCAGUCUCCCAUCGAGAAGCCCGUUGCGCUGGGCCCGUCGGACACGCUCAAGCUCCUCCUCACCACCCUCGACGGCAAGAAGGCCCAGCGCCCGCACCAGGCUUUCCUGACCCUCACCGACCCCGCCACCGGUCUGCAGGAUUCGUUUGCUCUGAGCGUCAAGGACAAUGGCAAGGGCAAGAUUGAGCUGACGCAAAAAGACCUUGCGGUCCAAUUCCUCACCACCGAAUCCCCGGUCAAGGCCUCGCUCAUCAUCGCCUCCUUCGGCUCUUCCGUCCCCUACAAGUCCGCCGUCUUUGACCUUGACGUUUCGCGCGACCCAAACACGCCUCUGGCGCUUCCCGAGCCGCCCGUGCGCUAUGGCAAGAAGGACGAGAUCCACCACAUUUUCAAGGAUGACCCCAAGAACCCUCCCAAGGUCAUCACCCUCGUCUUCACUGCCGCCGUCGUCGCCGCGCUUCCCGUCCUCUUCGGCGCCUGGGCCAUGCUGGGCGCCAACAUCGCCCACGCCCCCAAGGCCUUCGGCGCCGCCCCCGUCUCGCACGGCCUCUUCUUUGGCUCCAUCAUCGCGCUCGAGGGCAUCUUCUUCCUCUACUACACCGCUUGGAACCUGUUCCAGACGCUCCCGGCCGCCGUUGCCGUCGGGCUUGUGGCCUACGUCAGCGGCAGCCGUGCGCUGUCUGAGGUCCAGGAGCGGAGACUUGCUGGCCAGAGAUAA
Molecule: messenger RNA, 864 nt
Organism: Diplodia corticola
Lineage: Eukaryota; Fungi; Ascomycota; Dothideomycetes; Botryosphaeriales; Botryosphaeriaceae
Product: oligosaccharyltransferase subunit ribophorin ii
Exons: 3
Coding region: 1-864 (287 amino acids)
Biological process (GO): protein N-linked glycosylation
Cellular component (GO): oligosaccharyltransferase complex; membrane
Source: RefSeq, a predicted model, not a curated record